Messenger RNA from Branchiostoma belcheri (Belcher's lancelet), 1163 nucleotides. Its product is annotated as KRR1 small subunit processome component homolog. The coding region runs from base 50 to 1144 and encodes 364 amino acids. Gene Ontology annotation, cellular component: small-subunit processome; nucleolus. Gene Ontology annotation, molecular function: RNA binding. Lineage: Eukaryota; Metazoa; Chordata; Leptocardii; Amphioxiformes; Branchiostomatidae. The transcript has a single exon. The record is from RefSeq and is a predicted model, not a curated record.
CAUAGUACCCUGGGUCAAAGAUCAAAGCACAUGGACCAAGACGUGCAAGAUGGCGGAGAAAAGUGGAAGUCGCGACGUCGUAGAAAAACAGGAGCAAAACGAGCUAUUGACAGUUCCAGAAGGGUGGAAGGAGCCUGGCUUCUCUAAGGAAGAUAACCCACAUGGCAUGCUAGAAGAGAGCUCCUUCGCAACGCUCUUUCCUAAAUACCGGGAGCAGUACUUGCGGGAGUGUUGGCCCCUGGUGAAGAAGAAGCUUGCCGAGUUCGGUGUGCGAGCUGUGCUCGAUGUUAUAGAAGGGAGUAUGACGGUCGCCACAACGAGGAAGACCUGGGACCCGUUCGUCGUCAUCAGAGCAAGAGACUUGAUCAAACUGCUGGCGAGAAGUGUUCCUUACGAACAAGCUGUUCGUAUCCUAGAGGAUGACGUAUUCUGUGACAUCAUCAAAAUAGGCGGCCUGGUGAGGAACAAGGAGAGGUUUGUGAAGAGGAGACAGAGGCUGAUCGGACCGAACGGACAAACUCUCAAAGCUGUGGAACUCCUCACACAGUGUUAUGUCCUGGUGCAAGGCAACACGGUGGCCGCCAUAGGGUCCCACAAGGGACUGAGGGAUGUGCGAAAAAUCGUUGUGGACACGAUGAAAAACAUCCACCCAGUCUACAACAUCAAGGCCAUGAUGAUCAAAAGAGAGCUGGCCAAGGACCCCGUGUUGAAGAACGAAUCGUGGGACAGAUUUCUGCCCAAGUUCCAGCACAAACAGCUAUCCAAGAGGAAACAGCCAUUUAAGAAGCGAGAGAAGAAAGCAUACACACCCUUCCCACCUCCACAGCCAGAGAGCAAGGUUGAUCAGGAGCUAGCAACAGGUGAAUUCUUCAUGAAAGAGAAGGAGAAGAAGCAAAGGAAGAAGCAGCAGCAGCGCGUACGGGAGGUGGAGGCGAAGAAGGCCCAGCAGGAGAGGAGAAACAAGGCAUUCAUCCCUCCAGAGGAGCCAGCCCACAAGGCCCACAGUACCGCGGGGACAGAAGCUAAUUCUAAAGUUGAUGUUGAAGCAUUGAAGAAGAAAAUUAAAAAAUCACAAAAGACAAAGCUUGGGGCAAAUCCAAAAUCUGUACAGAAGACAGAGAAGAUGAAAGUCAAGGGAAAUUGAAAUGUGAUUUACUUGCAAG